Messenger RNA from Alternaria alternata, 2661 nucleotides. Its product is annotated as amidase family protein. The record is from RefSeq and is a predicted model, not a curated record. The transcript has a single exon. The coding region runs from base 485 to 2524 and encodes 679 amino acids. Lineage: Eukaryota; Fungi; Ascomycota; Dothideomycetes; Pleosporales; Pleosporaceae.
UAACCACAUUUACGACAAUGGCAUCUCGCUGCGGAUUGUAUCUUCAUAUGAUUGAAGUAGAAACGCAUAGGAGCAUAUGUUCAACUUCAUAGUGACUACACGUGGGGUAUCCGCAUCAUUUUCGGAACUACCUGGAAGCGCAAUCGGCGCAUCUCAACCGACACGCAAGUCAACGUCCCUCCACAUAUCGGAGAGAUUGAUAACAAAUGCCAUACCGAUGACUGUGAACACCAUCCGAUAUGCGAUAAGCAACGAGUCGGCGAUUUGCAUCCGGUUAGGCAUCGAUUGUGGAGAUGCAUGUUGCCAAGUCACUAGCAGCUUCGGCAACAGCGUGGUACUGCUUACCAUGAGCGAAAGAGGCAUCUCUAUAUGUCCGGUUAUCUUGGGUAUCAUACCAGCAGGAACCUUAAUACUGCCCAAGUGUAUAAAAGAGUCCUAAUGGCGAUCUGGAAGUUUGCAGGUGUGCCGUUCACAUACGCUCACCAUGGCGGGCCGAAUCAUCUUCUCCGGAUUGCUGACCGCAUCUCUUGCGUCUAUCUCCGCCUUGGCCGCUCCCGUUGUUAAGAGAAAUCCCUACAACUUCAUUCUCGAAAACCCCUACAGUGAUACAAUCUUCGAGCUAGGGAAUGUCUCAUACUUGGCAAAUACCAAGUACCCGAAGGCGAGUGCUGGUUGCGCAACUGCCGGCACAUCUACGUCAAUUCCGAUCACUGUCAUCAAAACCAACGAGACCACUAUCACAAAGGACGUCCUGACGAGCAUCGUAUCGUCGUACCUCGAGGGUGACGACGUCUUCAGCCAUGACUUCCUGGACGGGCUAUAUCUCUCAUCAAGCGUCAAGUCGACCUUGGAUGCUUCUGCCAUGGAAUAUCUAGCAACCCUCAACACGAGCAUGCUUUUCGUAGACUCUUCGGUGACUGCAGAUGCCUCAGCGAACAAGGUCGUACUUCAAUCGCCCGUUGAAAUUCCCGCUGGCCCAUACCUCGCAUCUGUGAAAGACGGCUCCGUAAGCUUUGCGACUGUGUACCGACUUUAUCCAGAUACUUACAGGACGUUCCUCUUUGGCGCCUACGAUGCGAAUGAUGGAGAAAACAACUACAACCCGCUCGGCGUAUUCCUGCCCAAAUUUUGGGACCCUAUGAUUCCUGUCCCUUCACGCAUUUACUACUGGGAUGAUGACAGACCCCUCGCAGGCGAGCGUGUCGCGAUCAAGGACUUGUAUGACCUCAAGGGUCUACAAACCUCUGGUGGCAGUCAAGCAUGGGCUUAUAUCACACCCAUCUCGAACGGCACAGCACCUUCAGUACAGCAGAUUCUCGAUCUCGGAGGUGUCGUAGUCGGCAAACAGAAGCUCGCUCAGUUUGCUUCUGGUGCUAACCCUUGGGAAUGGCAAGAUGAGCACUACCCGUUCAACCCGAGAGGAGAUGGAUGGCUCACGUGCUCAGCUUCUUCAUCUGGUGGUGGCUGCUCCAUCGCCGCGUAUGACUGGCUAGACUACGCCAUUGGAAGCGAUACGGGUUCUUCCAUGAGACGGCCGGCCGCGGUAGCUGGCGUAUACGGCCAACGACCCAGCCAGGGCAUGAUAUCCCUCGAACGAGUCAUUCCCCUAGGAGCCGCAACCGACACCGCCGGCGUCUUCUCCCGCGACCCUUACAAAUGGAUCAAGUUUGCAAAAUCCUGGUACACACCCUCCCUCUACCAAGACGCGUCGAUAACUGGACUAUCCCCCCUCUCCGUCCCAGACACCGACGCAUUUCCCAAAACAAUCUUAUACCCCACCGACUACCUGCCUCUCAACAACUCCGCCGCAGAACCCAUUCUCCAAGACUUCAUAGCAAACAUGUCCCGAAUCUUCAACAUGACAGUCAAAGAGUUCAACUUCACCGCCACCGUACAAAACUUCUCCGACCCCAUCGCCAGCAACUUUACAACCAUGAACGCCGCCACCAACGUGAUAAACACAUGGUCCGCAUGGACCGUCGUCGGAAAACCCCUACUAACAGCCUGGGCCGCCCUCUUCGACGGCCGCUUCCCUCCCAUCGAUCCCGCACGGAGACCGGGAUGGGCAAACUUCAACGAAAGCCGUACAAACCAGACAACUUACGACGCCGCCCUCGUCACCAAGAACAUAGCUGUAGAAUGGUACGAGCGCGAAUUGCAAUACUCGACUCCAGAAUCCUGCUCCGAGUCGGUUAUGCUCUACGACAUUGGCACAGGCGGUCUCCCUUCGUUUCGCGAAAAGGAACUCAAUGACUCGCCGGAUGCGUCGUAUUUAGCUGUUACACCGCCAACGGCGAAGAUAACAGGGGCGGGUAUCUGUCCGAUUUUUGGGUGUGCGGAUUUUACGGUGCCGAUUGGGCAGGUGGCGUAUCAGAGUAAUGUUACGUUCCAUGAGGAAAUGGUCCCUGUGACGAUCAAUCUUGUGGUGAAGCGGGGGUGUGAUUUUGUGCUUUACAACAUGAUUGAGAGGUUGGCUGAUGAGGGGGUGUUGAAGAGUGUUAAGACGGGGAGGACGGCAUUUUGAUGGCAAGGGGAUAGGGGAAUAUGAUGAGAUAUGAAUGAUGCGUGAUGCUGAACUCGCAGAUGAUUGAUGUUAGAUUAAGGGGGUUUUUAGUGCUGCUGUAAUGAUGUCGCCUCUAAUGUCGAAAGGACUAAAGUAUG